Alosa sapidissima (American shad) is the source of this 1630-nucleotide messenger RNA. It is a transcript of the gene emc7b, whose product is annotated as ER membrane protein complex subunit 7b. Gene Ontology annotation, molecular function: carbohydrate binding. NCBI's taxonomy places the organism in Eukaryota, Metazoa, Chordata, Actinopteri, Clupeiformes, Clupeidae. The record is from RefSeq and is a predicted model, not a curated record. Bases 124 to 840 code for a protein of 238 amino acids. The transcript has 5 exons. Gene Ontology annotation, cellular component: EMC complex.
CCUGUUGUAAGGAUUACGUCGUCCCACUCGUAGUGAGAAAUUCGACCGCAGUUGUCAAAGCUGCGUUUGGGCUAGAUAAUAUCCGAUCAUACUAUUUCUAAGACGGUUAACUAGUAGAAUACGAUGUUUUCACAAUAUAGAAUAUUUCAGACAUGUUUGGCCAUACACGCCUGGUUUGCUUUGGCGUGGUGUUUUAGUGAUUCGGACGCAGGGCCUUCAGCUGCAUCUUUACAAGCAAAUGGAGACCUAUUCAAGAUUGAGGGUCGUGCAAUUGUUCCAGGCGUAAAAUCGCAAGAAUGGGUGUCCUCAUCUCGUGUUAUGGUUGAAGGAGAGGAGUAUGUAGGCUUCUUAAGGACGGAUGGAAGCUUUGUUGUCAAUGAUGUUCCUUCUGGCUCCUACGUUGUUGAGGUGGUGUCCCCUUCUUUUAAAUUCGAGCCCGUGAGAGUGGACAUAACGUCCAAAGGGAAAAUCAGGGCACGUCAAGUGAAUUACAUUAAGACCUCAGAGGUCGUCAGACAGUCAUAUCCACUCCAGGUGAGGUCUCCAGGUCCACAGACAUAUUUCAUGAAGAGGGAAACAUGGGGCUGGUCAGAUUUUCUCAUGAACCCAAUGGUAAUGAUGAUGGUCCUUCCGUUAUUGAUCAUUGUUCUGCUACCCAAAGUUGUCAAUACCAAUGACCCAGAGAUGAGAAAGGAGAUGGAGCAGUCCAUGAACAUGCUAAACCCCAACCCUGAGCUGCCCGACGUCUCUGAGUUUAUGACCAAACUCUUCUCUAAGGGCUCCUCCAAGCCAGGUGGGGGCAGCAAAGGGAGCCGCAGCGCAGCGGUCAAGCGGAGGUAGUGCCGUGCUCCCGGCCAUCGUGCCGUGAUCUGAGCGACUGUGCUGAAAUGUCAGUUCUACUGCAUCGCUUCUCUCCUCAUGUCUUCUCUUCCUUUGUAAAUAUAUAUUUUGUUUUCACCCCCUCCGCGCACACACAUGCACACAGAAAUGCAUUCAUUGUCGAGGAGCAUGGGCCUAAAGAGUGGUUUUGUGUAGUCUUAUUUGUGCGGUUUUGUGUUGGGUUAAUUUUUCUAAGUUGCUCUUUUUUUUUUUUUUUUUAAAGUUCCUACUUAUUUGUAAUUGGAUGUAUUUUGCACCAGUUGCAACUGUCAUCACUCCUCAUAAUGCCAGGAUAUCCUCUCAGGAUAUCCUGGCAUUAUGGAUAUGAAUCAGGUGAAUAGCAACUCACCUAUGUCUGUUACUCAACUCCUCUAUCGCUGCUGCAUUUGAGAUUCCAUUUCCCAUUAACAGGUUCAGCUCAUUAACAUUAACGAUGUACUGGGGAUUGGUUCCAUUAUGCUUUAGAUGCAGUGCAAGGAGAUGCAGUGGGAUUGUGUGAGGUAUCAGAAUGUGUGGAGUUAUUCCUUUUUUUUUUCUUGGUAUCUGCACUUUUGGGGUUGUGCACUAAAGUAAAAUCAAAGUGGAAUCGAUCCCCCCCAACCCAUCUGUGUUUCCAGUGCUACUUGAACAAAAGCUAUAGGCCUGAAUAUUCAUUAUGAGAUUUUUGUUGAGCUAGCAAACAUAACUGUGAAUGAAAAUGAGAAAUUUUAGCUAUAUGAGACUUAUUUAAAUAAAAGUUAUGAUCAAUUGU